CCUGUCGGCACAGACGCUUCCUCAGGUCCACUUCAGAGCUGGGCGGUUGGUGGCCUGAGAGGCCUCCCCACCCUCCAGAGUCCAAAGACCGCAGGUGUGGCUUCCUCAAAGCCUGCUUCCUCACCCACAGGCCACCUGAUCGUCAGUAGGUCUCUGCCUGAGGCAGCUGGCAGAGGAACCACACUGAACUCCCUCCAGCAGUCGGGAUCACUGGCACCACCACCAGCCUUCUUGGGGGCCCAGACACCAGGCUGCAGGGCAGGCAUUCAGGAGGCUGACCUCAGCAGUGUCAACAUGUCCAGGCCCAGCAGCAAAGCCAUCUACCUGCACCGGAAGGAAUAUUCCCAGAGCAUGGCCUCAGAACCUACCCUCCUGCAGCACAGGGUGGAGCAUCUGAUGACAUGUAAGCUGGGGACACAGAGAGUCCGGGAACCGAAGGAUGCCCUACAGAAGCUUCAGGAGAUGGAUGCACAGGGUCGAGUGUGGAGCCAAGACCUGAUCCUACAGGUCAAAGAUGGCUGGCUCCAGCUGCUGGACAUCGAGACUAAGGAGGACCUAGAUUCUUACCGCCUGGACAACAUCAAGGCCAUGGAGGUAGCACUCAACACCUGCUCCUACAACUCCAUCUUAUCCGUCACUGUGCAGGAGUCUGGCUUUCCAGGCACCAGCACUUUACUCUUCCAAUGCCAGGAAGUAGGGGCAGAGCAGCUGAGGACAAGCCUGCAGAAGGCCCUGGAGGAAGAACUAGAAGAAAGCAGACCUCGAUUCGGAGUCCUUCAUCCAAGCCAGGACAGGCGGAAGGGGUAUCCUCUGGAAAGGCCACUCCCUAUACAUCAGACACCCCCUCUGGAGCAGAGGUCCCUUCCAGAGCAGAGGUUUCCUCUAGAGCAGCCACACCACGUGACCCCAGAACGCAGCAUCCCACCAUCCCCAAGGUCCCUGACACACUACCCAAGUGCCCGAGAACCAAGCGUCUUCACUCUGCCUCCUCCUCCAAGGCGUGCUCCAUCUCCUGAGGACCCAGAGAGGGAUGAGGAGGUACUAAACCAUGUCCUCAAAGACAUUGAGCUGUUCGCUGGAAAGCUGAAGGAGGCCAAGGCGAAGGACAAUCAUAAGAAGAGAAAACUUGGGAGAAAAAAGAACAAGGCUCAAAACAAGCUAACAGAAGCACAGUACGUUGAUUGCUUCCAGAAGAUCAAGCUGAGCUUCAACCUCCUGGGGAAGCUGGCCUUACGGUUGCAGGAAACAAGUGCCCCCGAGUUCGUGGACCUCAUCUUCCAAACCCUGAAACUGAUCCUGUCCCAGUGCCCCGAGGAUGGCCUUGCAGCCAAAGUGAUUUCACCCCUCCUCACCCCCAAAGCCAUAGACCUGCUGCAGUCCUGUCUACGGCCGCCCGAGAUUGCUCUCUGGAAGUCACUCGGCACAGCCUGGACCACCAGCUGGGUUGACUGGACAGGCGAUGAACCACCACCCUACCGACCCACAUUCUCCGAUGGAUGGCAGAUUCCAGAGCCCUACUCCAUGGAACCCCUAAGAACCCAGGAUUCUAUUUCCCUCAGGAGGAGCAGCAGUCUGCGUUUUCCUCAGGAUGAGCCAUACAACCACAGCUCCGAACAUGAGGACUCACACCUCCCAGCCUCCAGCCCCAGGCCUGCCAAACCGGCCCUGAAAAUGCAAGUCCUGUAUGAGUUUGAAGCAAGGAAUGCACAGGAACUGACUGUGGCCCAGGGAGAGGUUCUGGAGGUUCUGGACCAGAGCAAGCGUUGGUGGCUGGUGCAGAAUGAGGCAGGACAGACUGGUUACAUUCCCAGCAACAUCCUGGAGCCCCUGCCGGCGGGAGGCCCUGGAAGCCGGAGACCAUCAUCCUUUAGGGCUCCAAUGCUUCGUCUUAGCUCCAAGCCUGAGGAAGUCACAGCCUGGCUACAAGCAGAGAACUUCUCCACUAUCACUGUAAGGACCCUUGGGUCCCUGACGGGGAAUCAGCUACUUCACAUGAGACUUGGGGAGCUGCAGAUGCUGUGCCCACAGGAGGCCCCAAGGAUCCAGGCCCGGCUGGAUGCUGUCAGGAGGAUGCUGGGGAUGACUCAUUAGAUACCAGCUCAAAUACCUUCAAGACCAAGGACCUCUCAUAUCCAAGAUGGAGUAUUUGGUACCCAGUCAGAGCCCUCAAAAGUCCUCUUUCAGUUUGUGGCAAACCACAGAUCGCACAGCAAAGAAGAUGAACAGAUCCAGACUUUGAGGCAAACAGUACCCUUGUUGGGCUGGAACUCCUCUCCGGUUACUAUUUAUUUUACCCCUGUCAUAAGCUUGGCAUGCUUAUUCCUAAUCUCUUCAGUCCCACUCCUUUCCAAUAAAAUGCAACUUUAAGACUGUCAUA
Peromyscus leucopus (white-footed mouse) is the source of this 2377-nucleotide messenger RNA. RefSeq names its product EPS8 like 3 (gene Eps8l3). The transcript has 19 exons. Gene Ontology annotation, molecular function: actin binding. The record is from RefSeq and is a predicted model, not a curated record. Gene Ontology annotation, cellular component: plasma membrane; vesicle; ruffle membrane. Bases 295 to 2091 code for a protein of 598 amino acids. Gene Ontology annotation, biological process: positive regulation of ruffle assembly; Rho protein signal transduction; regulation of Rho protein signal transduction. NCBI's taxonomy places the organism in Eukaryota, Metazoa, Chordata, Mammalia, Rodentia, Cricetidae.